Messenger RNA from Fonsecaea nubica, 1386 nucleotides. RefSeq lists its product as hypothetical. Bases 1 to 1386 code for a protein of 461 amino acids. Gene Ontology annotation, molecular function: monooxygenase activity; FAD binding. The record is from RefSeq and is a predicted model, not a curated record. The transcript is spliced from 3 exons. Gene Ontology annotation, biological process: secondary metabolite biosynthetic process. Lineage: Eukaryota; Fungi; Ascomycota; Eurotiomycetes; Chaetothyriales; Herpotrichiellaceae.
AUGGGAAGUAUACCUACUGCCGCGGAUGAGGACUUUUCCAGAAACAACAACAUUGAUGUUAUUGUGAUUGGGGCUGGAUAUGCUGGUCUUUCUUGUGCCAUUGAAUUCAAGAGGAAGGGGUGCAACGUCCAUGUGGUGGAGAGGGAGCCCAAGUUACAGAUCCUAGGCGACAUCAUCACCUUGACGGCCAAUGCCAGCAUUGUCAUGGAGAAGUGGGGUGACGUUGUUGAGCAGAUGGCAGCAGAGUCGGCCAGACCAGCGAUUGUCACCUUCAAGAGCGACAAGGGAGAAGUCCUUUUAGAGCAGGACUGGAAAGACAAGUACAACGGGCACUACAACCUUUACACGAGCCGCGCUCGCUCUCAAAACCUGAUCUACGACUACGCUGUGAAGAUCGGGGUCAAGUUCACUUUUGGUACCCGAAUCACCGAUUUCUGGGAAGGCGACGACAAGGCUGGCGUCUAUCUCAACGGGGAAUUGGUGACGGCAGACUUCGUGGUUGGAGCUGACGGCGUGUACAGCCGGGCUCGUAAAUAUGUCACGGGCAAUACUCAGAUGGCCCAGCGCAGUGGCUUUGCCGUGUACCGGGCGUAUUUCCCACGGGAACACCUUCAAAAGGAUCCGUUAACCCACGACCUGGCCUAUACCGAGAACGACCAACUGAUCAUUUGGAUUGGGCUGAACCUCCAUGCCAUCAUCAUCGUCAAUGCCAGGCUGGGAUAUAUAUCCGCCUACCUCACCCACAAGGACACGUACACGGUCGAAGAGUCCUGGACAUACCCGGGCACGGUCAAGGACAUGCUCGAAGUUGUCGAGGGCUGCGAUCCCGUCUUGGAAGCCGCCAUCAAACAGAUUCCCGAGGACGUCAUUUGCGACUUUAAGCUGCUGUGGCGCGACCCGAUCGACAAGUGGGUUUCUGACAAAGGGAGAAUCGUUCUCGUGGGUGAUGCGGCCCACCCCCAUCUCCCGACCUCGGGGUCUGGGGGUGGCAUGGGCGUCGAGGACGGGGCGACGUUGGCAUCUCUGGUCGACAGGGCGGGACGUUCCGAUAUCCCGUCUGCUCUACGGGCGUUCCAGAAACUAAGGACAUCGACCACGCAGCGAAUGGGGUGGGAAGUGCGUCACAAAUGGCACCAGACGGACUGGGAAAGAGUCAAGAAGGAGCCGCAAUUUCUCAAGAUUCCCCAGCCAGACUGGCUGUACUCGGGCGACGCGGAACAAUACGGCUACGAAAAGUUCGACGCCGUCAUGGCCCAUGUCAAGCAAGGGAAACCAUUCCGCAACACCAACGUGCCGGACGACUACGAGCCCGAUGACUGGAACAUCAAGACAAUGACGGAAUUGGAUGGUAAAACGGGGACCGAUGAUUUGUACAAGAUUGCUUAG